UCCAUCUCGGGAGCAGACGGCUGUCAGCGCUUUCUACAAAAAUAUUGCCUUUAACACAAGACAGUUUACAGAAGCUACUGUUCAUUUCUGUGAGGUUAUGGGCAAGACACCGCUGUGAGGAGGCGCCGAGCAGUUCUACUUGUCAUUUUAUCCACGGAAAUAAUGAUGAAGAAGGAUAUUAAUUUGAGCCUGGGGGACGAGGCAGACCUCAAACCGCAUCUCCGCGACGCCGAGAACAUCCUCAGCUCCCCGGACCUGGGGCUGCUCAAACUGGCCUCCCCGGAGCUGGAGAGGCUCAUCAUCCAGUCCAACGGCAUGGUCACCACGACACCGACCAGCUCCCAGUUCCUCUACCCGAAGACGGUGACAGACGAGCAGGAGUUUGCCGAGGGCUUCGUGAAGGCUUUGGAGGACUUACAUAAGCAGAACCAGCUGAACGGAGCCGGGCAGACGAACAGCAGCCUGGACCUGGGCGCUAACAUCGCCCCGGUCACCGUUCAGCCGGAUCUACCGGUGUACACCAAUCUGAACAGUUAUGGCAGCGGGCCGCUGGAGACCACUGUCAACUACUCCACAGACACAGUCCCUUUCCCGCCUCCUCCUCCGUCGCAUCAUUUGGGGGCAGCCCCGCCGCAGCCCGAGCUGUCUCGGGUCCAGCCGCUGAAGGAGGAGCCUCAGACGGUCCCCGAUGUCCAGAGCUUCGGGGAGAGCCCACCGCUGUCUCCCAUCGACAUUGACUCACAGGAGCGCAUGAAGGCCGAGAGGAAGAGGCUCAGAAACCGGAUUGCAGCCUCCAAGUGUCGGAUGCGCAAGCUGGAGCGGAUCUCCCGGCUGGAGGACAAGGUCAAAUCGCUGAAAAGCCACAACACGGAUCUGGCCUCCACGGCCAGCCUGCUGAGAGAUCAAGUGGCCCAGCUGAAACAGAAAGUCCUCACCCAUGUCAACAGCGGCUGCCAGCUGCUGCCACACGAAGUUCAAGUACACUAGUGGACUGGACAGACUGGGCUACUGACCAGCAUAUAAGCUUCAUGGACUUUGUUAAUGUUGGUUUUUCUGUUUGUAGCGUAGCCCAGAUGUGUGCUGUCCUUAAGUGGAGUGAAUGCCAGGCUAUGUAGGCCAAAUUGUACAUCAAUAUUUGGUUGUUUAAAUGGCUUUGAGCAUCAGCAAAAUGUAAAAAUAAAUGGUAGAACACAAUUCAAGACAGUGGAUGAUGAGACUCUUUCACUUAAUAGAUUAUUUGGCCAUUUUAUUCCUGAAUUAAUGUACAGGAUCCACAUUGCUCCACAGUCGCCUCCACCUAAUAGAGAGCAAACCCUGGGAAUCAUCAUAGAAUUUGUAAACAAAUGAUCACUAAUUGGUUUAUAAAUUUACCUGUAAUGUGUCCAGUGCAUUCAGACCUGUUCUACCUCCUAUGUGUUAACGGGGAACAAAGCAACAGUAAAUUGAAGCUUUUUUCAGAAACAGGAAGUACAUGCUCAACUUCAUGAAUGACAGAAUGCACAUAUCCAGAUUUUUUUUCUUGUAAAAAUGUUUACAGACUGGCUUUAACUAUAUACAGUCUCAAAAUGGACCAAACAUAUUUACAAUAUUUCUACAGUAAUAUGAAAACAAUAUUUAUGACAGAUAUCCUUAAUGUAUCACAUAUUGGCUGCAAGAGAAUAACGCACAUACACCCACAUUUGAUUUGUAAGAGAUAAUAUAGACCAUUUAUUUCUGUAGGGAACAAUUUGCAUGUUGUUUACAUACUCGAAUGUUGCCCACAGCUGGGUGUCAAAGGGUGCAAUUAAUCAGUGUUUAUAAUCUUUACUCUUUACAAAUACAUGUAUUUAUCUAUUUUUUACUCAACUGUGUCCCUAUUUCAUUGUGUUCUUGUUUUGAUGUGAAGAGUCGUGACCUUUUUGUUGCACUGACUGUGCAAGACCUCUGGCCUACAGUUGUUUGGCUGUAUGAUGCUGUGUUCUGAAUUAAAUGCUGCUCGGCAAUAAAAACUGUUUCCUCCA
Plectropomus leopardus (leopard coralgrouper) is the source of this 2000-nucleotide messenger RNA. Its product is annotated as transcription factor JunD-like. The record is from RefSeq and is a predicted model, not a curated record. NCBI's taxonomy places the organism in Eukaryota, Metazoa, Chordata, Actinopteri, Perciformes, Serranidae. Gene Ontology annotation, biological process: regulation of cell cycle; regulation of cell population proliferation; regulation of transcription by RNA polymerase II. Gene Ontology annotation, molecular function: DNA-binding transcription factor activity, RNA polymerase II-specific; transcription factor binding; RNA polymerase II cis-regulatory region sequence-specific DNA binding. Gene Ontology annotation, cellular component: transcription regulator complex.